AUGGAUGUUGAAAAUAUUAUUUCCGAAAUCAAUUAUUAUGAUGCAGUCGACUACUACGAUGAUAUUUUAUGGCCUUUUCAAAAUCGAUUACCUAAAGUUUAUAUAAGGGACGCGACAAAUCCCUUCGAAUUACCUACGCAAAACUUUAAAAAACGGUUUCGAUUUAACCAAGAAUCAGUGCUAUAUAUCGUAUCGUUGAUAAGAAAUAAUUUGGUGAAAAGUGAUAACAGAGGGCUGCCAGUCGCGCCAGAAAUUGCCGUUUUGCUUACUUUGAGGUAUUACGCUACAGCAUCCUUUCAGGUAAAUGAUUUUGACCAAUUGAAUUGUAAACAUAAUAACAUUAAUGUUAUGUGUGUUAAACAAUUUAUUAAUAAUGACAAAAACUUUCAGCUUGUGUGCGGGGAUCUCAUUAGUUUAUCUCAGCCUACAGUAUCAAACGUCGUUACAAAAGUAUCACGACUGCUAGCAUUACUCCAUAAAACCUAUAUUAAAAUACCUACAGGAGAUCAAGCUAGCAUAAAUAGGCAAUUAUUUAAGGACUUGGGAAGACAUGGGCGUUGGCCAGGGCUACCAGGUAUAGAUGGAGCCAUUGAUUGCACCCACAUAAGAAUUGUCAACACCCCAGGUUGUCAGCACCAUGAAGUUUAUCGCAAUAGAAAAUCUUAUUUCUCCAUUAAUGUUCAAGCUGUUGUCGGCCCACAAACAGAAUUCUUGGACAUAGUAGCUAGAUGGGCGGGCAGCACUCAUGAUUCCAGAAUUUUUCAAAUGUCCAGGGUAUACAUGAAGUAUACUCAAGGUGUGCUAAAUGGUAAACUAGUAGGUGAUAGUGGUUAUCCAACAUUGCCAUUUAUGCUUACACCAAUUAGGCCAACUCCUGAAGAUCCUCCUCAAAUACGGUAUAACCAAGCACAAAUCAAAACUAGAAACAUUGUUGAAAGAACAUUUGGAAUUUGGAAACGUCGGUUUCCAUGCUUAUCAAAAGGCCUUGGUAACAAGUUACAAACAGUGUCCCUUAUUAUUGUAGCCUGUGCAGUGUUACAUAAUUUAUCACUGAUUUUAAAUGAUAACAUGGCAUUGGGUAUUGAUUCCCAUUCUGAUCAAGAGGAUGGUGCAAACGAAACUACUGUAAUGGCUAGUACAAGCGCAGGGUUCGUAGUCAGAAGUACUAUAAUAGAAAAUUAUUACCAAUAG
This is a messenger RNA of Helicoverpa zea (corn earworm), 1191 nucleotides long. Its product is annotated as putative nuclease HARBI1. The record is from RefSeq and is a predicted model, not a curated record. The coding region runs from base 1 to 1191 and encodes 396 amino acids. NCBI's taxonomy places the organism in Eukaryota, Metazoa, Arthropoda, Insecta, Lepidoptera, Noctuidae. The transcript is spliced from 2 exons.